AUGUAUGAAGGCCCUGAGCUGGAUGUGGUGGAUGGAGUUGGAGGAGGCCCUGAGCUGGAUGUGGUGGAUGGAGGUGGAGGAGGCCCUGAGAUGGAUGUGGUGAAUGGAGGUGGAGAAGGCCCUGAGCUGGAUGUGGUGGAUGGAGGUGGAGGAGGCCCUGAGCUGGAUGUGGUGAAUGGAGGUGGAGGAGGCCCUGAGGUGAAUGUGGUGGAUGGAGUUGGAGGAGGCCCUGAGCUGGAUGUGGUGGAUGGAGGUGGAGGAGGCCCUGAGCUGGAUGUGGUGAAUGGAGGUGGAGGAGGCCCUGAGCUGGAUGUGGUGGAUGGAGGUGGAGGAGGCCCUGAGCUGAAUGUGGUGGAUGGAGGUGGAGGAGGCCCUGAGGUGAAUGUGGUGGAUGGAGGUGGAGAAGGCCCUGAGCUGGAUGUGGUGAAUGGAGGUGGAGGAGGCCCUGAGGUGGAUGUGGUGAAUGGAGUUGGAGGAGGCCCUGAGGUGGAUGUGGUGGAUGGAGUUGGAGGAGGCCCUGAGCUGGAAUGUGGAGGAGGCCCUGAGCUGGAUGUGGUGGAUGGAGGUGGAGGAGGCCCUGAGCUGAAUGUGGUGGAUGGAGGUGGAGGAGGCCCUGAGGUGAAUGUGGUGGAUGGAGGUGGAGAAGGCCCUGAGCUGGAUGUGGUGAAUGGAGGUGGAGGAGGCCCUGAGGUGGAUGUGGUGAAUGGAGUUGGAGGAGGCCCUGAGGUGGAUGUGGUGGAUGGAGUUGGAGGAGGCCCUGAGCUGGAAUGUGGAGGAGGUCCUGAGCUGGAUGUGGUGGAUGGAGGUGGAGGAGGCCCUGAGGUGGAUGUGGUGAAUGGAGUUGGCCCUGAGGUGGAUGUGGUGGAUGGAGGUGGAGGAGGCCCUGAGCUGGAUGUGGUGAAUGGAGUUGGCCCUGAGGUGGAUGUGGUGGAUGGAGGUGGAGGAGGCCCUGAGCUGGAUGUGGUGAAUGGAGUUGGAGGAGGCCCUGAGCUGGGUGUAGAGGAUGGAACUGGAGGAGGCCCUGAACCCUACAAGGUGGGGCCGAUAUUUGAUGGUCGGUGGUCUCCAGAAACGCCUCUUCACCCAACAUCCUCCCAUCCAAGGAAUGAGGCUACAGCAAUGGCUGGACACACCAGGAUCCAAGCAAUGGAGAUAUCCACUGGCAUUGUGCCAUCCCACAGACCAUGGUCAGCAUAA
Rana temporaria (common frog) is the source of this 1197-nucleotide messenger RNA. RefSeq names its product glycine-rich cell wall structural protein-like. Lineage: Eukaryota; Metazoa; Chordata; Amphibia; Anura; Ranidae. The coding region runs from base 1 to 1197 and encodes 398 amino acids. The transcript is spliced from 5 exons. The record is from RefSeq and is a predicted model, not a curated record.